AAAAGGUGGUCUCUGUUUCUCUCUCACAAGAACAAGAUCCUUCUUGUGGACCUUCACAAAAGGGGUUUCGGAUUCUUUUAUCUUUUCUCUAGUGAACACUCCUUCUUCUUCCUCAGCUGCUGUCCGGGAAUCUUCUGCUUCAUUCUGCUGUGCUAUUAAAGGUAGCCAGGAACGGGGCGGGAUGGACGUCUCAUCCAGCCGAUGGCUUUCUGAAAUGGCGAUGGAGGAAGCACCGGCUUUCCAUCUGGAAGACUUCAUGGUGGGGCAGAUCGCAGCGUUGGCAGGCGAUUUUCAGCAGGAGCAGAGCUACUCUUCCUCUUUCCCGAUGGCCGCGACCACCUUCUCCGCCAACGACGCCUUCGGGUGCCGGGAGGCGGCCUCUAGACCGGCCAAAAUGGCGAAGACCGACCACGGAUGGGACUACCCGUGCCUGGAUGCGUCUCCUCAGAAGCAUCAGGCGGCUCAGAUGCUGUCCUUCUACAGCAAGCCCUAUCUUCAUCAAGAGACCAACACCACGUUUGGUGGUGGUGGUGGUUUUGUUAGGGGGAAAGGGGAGGUGCAGGAGGCCUUGUCCAUGAACUCAGAGGUUUUGACCUCUCGGCCUUCGUUCUCUGAUGGGCAGCACCAGACCUGCCGCUCCUCCUCCUCAGCGAACCAUGGCACAAAGAGGGAUUACGUUCCUACUGCUGCUGCUGCUGCUGCUGUUGGUUCCACCGGUGGUCGGACAGGGGGUGGCAGGCCGCCGGCUCAGAUGCAAGAUCACAUCAUUGCAGAGCGAAAACGGAGGGAGAAGCUCAGCCAAAGGUUCAUUGCUCUCUCGGCUGUCGUGCCCGGCCUCAAAAAGAUGGACAAGGCUUCGGUUCUGGGGGAUGCCAUAAAGUAUGUGAAGCAGUUGCAGGAGCAAGUGAAGGCCCUAGAGGACAAAUCCCGGAAGAAGACGGUGGAGUCGGUGGUGCUGGUAAAGAGGUCCGUCCUCACCUCCGACGACGACGCCUCCUCUUCCGACGAGAACUUCGACGGCACCAACCGGGGGGACGCCGACGUAACGCUGCCGGAGAUCGAAGCCAGGGCGACGGAUAGGAACGUCCUCAUCCGCGUCCACUGCGAGAAGAAGAAGGGGGUUCUUGUGAAGGCGCUGGCAGAGAUCGAGAGGCUUGACCUGACCGUCCUCAACUCGAGCCUCGUGUCCUUCGCUGACACAGCAGUCGACCUCACCAUUGUCGCACAGAUGGAAGAGGAGUUCCGGAUGCCGGUGAAGGACCUGGUGAAAGCAUUGCGGACGGCUUUGGCGGAGUUCGCCUAGGCAAGUCAGUGGUAGUGGUACAAAGAACAACCGCCAUUCAUAUAGCUUAGUUUUAGCCUUUCAGCGUUUCUAGUUUCUGCUUUUUAACCACAGCUCCGUGAGGGAAGCCUGUACAUCUUCCGACGCUGUUUGCCAUCAUCAGUAUUUCUGUGUUUGGCCACACUGUUCCCCUUUUUAGAAGGGUUUUUGUCCUGCACUGGUUUUUGCAUGGCUUUCUGCAUCAGAAGCCAUGUUCUCUCUAAGCUUCACGUUCGAUGUAUACGUGGCUCGUCGCUUUUCCCCUUUUUUUUUACUUCAUCUUUGAUGUACUUUUGAUGGUCAGUCUUCUCUUCCCGGAGUUUGGUUUCUGCAUUGUUGUUCUCUGCUUCUUAUCUUUUUCAGCGUUGUAAUUCAUGAAAGAUCUGUAUCAGUUGGAAGUUUUUCUGUUUCUGUAAAAUGGGAAUAACAAGGCAUCAAUUAUAGUCUUUUUC
Messenger RNA from Nymphaea colorata (pocket water lily), 1773 nucleotides. Its product is annotated as transcription factor bHLH18-like. Lineage: Eukaryota; Viridiplantae; Streptophyta; Magnoliopsida; Nymphaeales; Nymphaeaceae. Bases 182 to 1303 code for a protein of 373 amino acids. The record is from RefSeq and is a predicted model, not a curated record. Gene Ontology annotation, molecular function: protein dimerization activity. The transcript has 5 exons.